AUGACUGAUUCGUUUGGAUAUGGAUAUGCAGCACUCAUUGCAUCCGGAGGAGUGAUGGGCUAUGUCAAAGCACAUACGUUUAUUAUUGUGCCAUCGUGUUAACCCAAUUGAACAGAGUAAAUUGCUUUUGAGUCAAAUGGAUUGCAUCAUAUUUCCAGUCUUGUGACAAUGAACUGGUUGGUAUAUGUGUGUGACAAUGAACUGGUAGCUCGGUUUCCACUCUCUCCUGUAGGUCUUUUGGUGUCUCCAGGCAGCGUUCCCUCCUUGGCUGCAGGUCUUCUCUUAGGGGACCUAGCUGGGGUUGGUGCCUACCAGAUAUCGCAAGAUCCUGAAAAUAUUUGGGUGUCUCUAGGUUAGUAAACCUGUGGUGUUGUCCCUCAGUGUUUUAUGAAUGUAUUCCUCGGUUAUGGUACAGUUUCUGUCCCAUUUAGACACCCUAACCAAGUGUGCAUGCAUACGUCUCAUCGCCCAGACCUCUCUUGAUCACUACUGACUUCUAGCUACUCAUGAUAAUUGGUUUUACAGUAGGCCUACUGUAUUGAGUAAUAUCCCCCUGUAUCACACAGUCACAUCAGGAGCCAUGGCAGCUGUGAUGGGAAAGAGAUUCUACGGCUCCAGGAAGAUGAUGCCUGCUGGAAUGAUGGCAGCAGCA
Coregonus sp. 'balchen' is the source of this 652-nucleotide messenger RNA. The record is from the annotation of a GenBank genome assembly. NCBI's taxonomy places the organism in Eukaryota, Metazoa, Chordata, Actinopteri, Salmoniformes, Salmonidae.